GUGAGCGCUCUGAGGAUCUAGUGAGAGACAACUUGUGCCUACUUUUUUUUAAUUCAGUGAACUGUGCUAAAACGGGAUUUAAAUCAUAAGGAAGGACUCAAAUUAAGGUUACAGCAAUUUUCAGAGUUUAUUUAUUAAGCUGAAAUUUUUUUUUACGAGGAAAAUGCAUUUCUAUAAGUUAAUAUGACAUCAUAACCAGCACUUCCAUUAAUUUAUUUUAGUUAGCAAUUUUUCUUUGGCAAAUAUUUAAUUCACAUUAAUGAAUGUUAAUGCUUUUUCUGUAUUCUGGUAUAAUAAUAUUUACCUGAUAUACAGCUCAUAGAAUUACAGACUUGGAUAUACAAACUUUGAUUUUCAGUUAUUCAGUGAUUUUCCUUCCAAUAAUUGUUUUUAAUAUGAGGCACUUGAAAUUUGUGCUCGUGUUGGCUAUCGCAGUCAACGUGUGGGAAUGUGGGGAUGCGAAAUUUGGCGAAAAGGGAGAGAGCAGUCCGAGGAGAAGGAGAUGUUACGACGGGAGCAUGCCCAAGCGACUGAAGAAAAGGGAUAGGAAACUGUCAGUCGACGGCGGUGCGAGCAGCGGGGAAGUUUGUCACAGGUUGUACCCUCGUGUGUCCUGCUGCCCCACCAGGCGUGCUGCUUAUCAAAUAGUCCACCGGAGGGACGCCAGGAUCUUCUCCACCAAUAACACAGAGUGCAGCCGUCUCCUGGAGGAGAUCAAGUGUGCGCGUUGUUCACCCAACGCCCAGGUGCUGUUCCACUCCGCAGAGUCAGACAAAGUCCCCCUCAGGGAGCCCCACCUGCCACGUCUCUGCCAGGACUACUGCAGAGAGUUUUACUACACCUGCCGCGGACACAUACCUGAGCUGUUCCAGGCCGACGUGGAUGAAUUCUGCCAGUAUUACGGCAAGAGGGACGGAGGCUUGUGCUUCCCCGAUUUUCAGCGAAAACAAACGCGGGGGCAAGACUCCAACUACCUGGGUGAUGAGAACGUCGAAGACAUAAACAGGAAACACAAGCACAACUGCUACUGUGCCCAGGAGGUGUUGAGUGGCCUGAGGCAGCCGGUGGCUGUGGUCCACUGUGGGGACGGAUCCCAGCGUCUCUUUGUCCUGGAGAGGGAAGGUUUUGUCCGGGUGCUCACCCACAACAUGGAGCUGCUGAAAGAGCCCUUCCUGGACAUCCACAAGAUGGUGCAGAGUGGACUCAAGGGGGGAGAUGAAAGGGGCCUGCUGAGCCUGGCGUUCCACCCCAAUUACAAGAAGAACGGCAAGCUGUAUGUCUCCUACACCACCAACCAGGAGCGAUGGGCCAUCGGGCCCCAUGACCACAUCCUGCGCGUGGUGGAGUACACCGUCUCCAGGAAAAACCCCAACAUGGUGGAAAGUCGGACCACGCGCGUGCUGAUGGAGGUGGCCGAGCUCCACAGGAAGCACCUGGGGGGUCAACUGCUGUUUGGCCCGGACGGCCUGCUACACAUCGUCCUGGGAGACGGCAUGAUCACCUUGGACGACAUGGAGGAGAUGGACGGACUAAGUGAUUUCACAGGGUCCGUUCUGAGGGUGGACGUGGACACAGACUGCUGCGCGGCCCCUUACUCCAUCCCCAGGAACAACCCCUACUUCAACAGCACCAACCAGCCGCCGGAGAUCUUCGCACACGGGCUGCACGACCCAGGCAGGUGUGCAGUGGACCGAGAUUCGACAGACAUCAAUGGGAGCCUCUCGUUGCUGUGCACCGAUGCCAGCGGGAAGAACUCGUCCGCCGGGAGAAUACUGGAGAUCACCAAAGGGAAAGACUACGAAAAUGAGGCAUCCAUCUUUGAUUUGGCGGCUAGUGGAGGAGCCGCCCCCGUAGGAGGUUUCGUCUACAGAGGAUGUCAGUCCAGAAGACUUUACGGGAGCUAUGUUUUCGGAGACAAGAACGGGAACCUGCGGAUCCUCCAGAAGAGCACAGCAGCGAUGCGGGGCCACUGGCAGGAGAAGUCUUUGUGCCUGGGGACCAGCAGCUUCUGCGGGUCUGCACUGGUGGGACACAUCCUAGGUUUCGGAGAGGAUGAACUAGGUGAAGUGUACAUCCUCGCCAGCAGUAAAAGUAUGGCUCAGUCACACAGUGGGAAACUCUACAAGCUGGUCGACCCUAAACGGCCGGUGGUCCCGAAGGAGUGUCAGAGGCAGGCGGAAGCCCCGGAGCUCCUGGGCACGGCGUGCUCGUGGCAGUGUAAGAACGGACACUGCACGCCCACGGGGACGUGUUGCUGCAGCGCUGGCUGGGAGGGCCCGUUCUGCAGAGUGGCUAAAUGCGAGCCGGCCUGUCGGAGCGGCGGCGUGUGUGUGGAGCCCAACGCGUGUCUGUGCAAGAGCGGCUACUCGGGCGCCGAGUGCGAGAAGGGCGAGCGUGGCAUGCCGAGCGACCAGGAGAAGGACGGCAUCCUGGACCACAUCAUAGACAUGACCUCCUACCUGCUGGAUCUCACCAGCUACAUCGUAUAGGGGCACGAGGAGGGGGUCACCAACUGCCCCCCCACGCCCCUCCCCCCCGCCUUCCCCAACUGAAUUACCGGCAGUCUCCGAGGGGAAGCCCGAACUGGACCUUCUUGAUUCACACACCCCAAACACACACACACACACACACAACCUGGUUUGGACAUACCGCCCACUCCCCAGACUGGUGAUCAUCCUGCCCAUGAGCUACGCGCUGCUGUCUGAACAGUAGGCUACGGGCACCUUCCGGUUCAGCCAUCCCUCCACUGACCCACACACAGACAGGAGGACGUUCCUCUCGUUCUAAUUCUCCCCCGUUCUGGAAAUCCCGUGCAGAUGACUUGGUCUCAGCGCUGCCCCCCCACCCCCUACAGAUGGAAGACCUCCUUCACAUUUCUGUCCAUACACACACACACACACACACACACACACACAAACGGCAACAGUUUCGACUGAAGCCUUACGGAGAGUGAAGGGGAGCAGGCUGAGCUGUGGCACAGAGAGAGGCAUGAGGAGGAGUGGAAACGUGGCGUUGGUUAGCCCCCAGGAUUGGAGGGUGGAGACACCAAUAACGAGUGUUAACUUUGGGUGCCCUUCCAUCCGACAAAAGACAGAACAGUCUUCACCUGUCUGUUACAUAAACACGCUGUCUCUUCAGCAUCAGUAAUGUGAUCAUACUGCUAAAGACUGUCGAGAUUUUGUAAUGUGCUGUGUAUAGAAACCCCAUAGAGACUCCUGUACUAUUUCUUGUAAUAUGAAAGACAUAUCAACCAAUAAUGUCCCAGUAAUAAUGUAGAAAUGUUGUCCCACUCUGCUUGUUGGGUGUAUCAUAAUGCAGCGGUGUAGAUACUUUUGUUUUUCAACGCUCACUUUACAUGCUACCAAUGUACAAAAUGUCCCGCUGAAGAAUGUGUCUUUGGCAUUGAGACCAGCAGCCCAAAUUUCUCUUUUCCAUUUGAAUGUUUUUGACCAAUCACAUCUUUUUCCCAGCUGUUAGACCUCAUUUAUUCAGACAUUUAUCGACAAGGUCAGAGAUGGGCUGCCUGUCCACGUGCUGCAUUAGGACUCAACAAGUAUCUCCCGAUCUAUUGGGCUCUGUGCCCUCUGUGCCCCAAAUGGCACCCUAUUCACCGGUGGCAGAGGUAGUGGGCAUCAUUUGGAACACGGCCCGAUGACACUGAUAGGAUCGCUCUCAUCGCUUCUGCUGUCCUGGCAGUGUCAAAGACAGUUCCGGACAUUUGUAAUGGAGUCCCCGGCUCCGUGCACUGUAAUGUUGUGGGGAUUUUGUGUUGUGCAGACGAAUAAGGCGGGACCAGUAUGCCCAAAACACUGAUGACCUACACACACACACAC
Molecule: messenger RNA, 3833 nt
Organism: Esox lucius (northern pike)
Lineage: Eukaryota; Metazoa; Chordata; Actinopteri; Esociformes; Esocidae
Gene: hhip
Product: hedgehog interacting protein
Exons: 13
Coding region: 396-2489 (697 amino acids)
Source: RefSeq, a predicted model, not a curated record